UGCCACAUACAAUUACAAGCAGAGACAGAGAUAGAGAGAGAGAGGAAUAUCCAACAGAUCAUCAUCAGAGAUGGAGUUCCCAGUGAUUAACAUGGAGAAACUAAAUGGCCAAGAGAGAGCAGCCACCAUGGACAAGAUCAAAGAUGCCUGUGAGAAUUGGGGAUUCUUUGAGCUUCUGAAUCAUGGCAUACCAUAUGAGCUGCUGGACACAGUAGAGAGAAUGACAAAAGAUCACUACAGCAAAUGCAUGGAACAGAGGUUCAAAGAAUAUGUUGCAAGCAGAGGCUUAGAGGCUGCAGAAACAGAGAUCAAUGACAUUGAUUGGGAGAGUACCUUCUUCAUGCGUCAUCUCCCCCACUCAAACAUUGCAGAGAUUCCCGAUCUUGAUGAUAUCUACAGGAAUGUGAUGAAGGAAUUUGCAUUGAAAUUGGAGAAGCUAGCAGAGGAGAUGUUGGACUUGUUAUGUGUGAAUCUUGGGCUUGAGAAAGGGUACCUGAAGAAGGCGUUCUAUGGAUCUAAAGGUCCAACUUUUGGGACAAAAGUGAGCAACUACCCACCAUGUCCCAAGCCAGACCUCAUCAAAGGCUUGAGAGCCCACACAGAUGCUGGUGGCAUCAUUUUGCUCUUCCAGGAUGACAAGGUCAGUGGCCUCCAGCUCCUUAAAGACGGCCAAUGGAUCGACGUUCCCCCGAUGCGACACUCCAUUGUCAUCAACCUCGGCGACCAACUUGAGGUGAUCAGUAAUGGCAAGUACAAGAGUGUGGAGCACCGUGUGAUUGCGCAGACUGACGGUGCAAGAAUGUCAAUUGCUUCAUUCUACAAUCCUGGAAGUGAUGCUGUGAUAUAUCCAGCACCAGCUCUGGUGGAGAAGGAGGCAGAGGAGGAGAAGAAACAAGCUUACCCAAAAUUUGUGUUUGACGACUACAUGAAGCUUUAUGCUGGAGUCAAAUUCCAGGCCAAGGAACCAAGAUUUGAGGCUCUGAAAGCUGUGGAGACUAAUGUUCUUCUUGGUCAAACUCCAGUUGCUACUGCUUAAGUUUAAUUUACUGAAAGUCAAAUUUAGUGUCAAAGAUUGGUGUGUCCAAAUAAGAGAGAAGAGAAAGCUCAGUCAUAAGAUCAUUUUUUUAUCUUUUUUCUUCUGAAAUUGGGGUCAAUAAAUGUUUGUUAUUUAUAUGAUAGAAAUAAAAUUUCUUAUUCUUAUAUAUUUA
This is a messenger RNA of Tripterygium wilfordii, 1208 nucleotides long. Its product is annotated as 1-aminocyclopropane-1-carboxylate oxidase-like. The record is from RefSeq and is a predicted model, not a curated record. NCBI's taxonomy places the organism in Eukaryota, Viridiplantae, Streptophyta, Magnoliopsida, Celastrales, Celastraceae. The coding region runs from base 71 to 1036 and encodes 321 amino acids. The transcript is spliced from 4 exons.